This is a messenger RNA of Closterium sp. Naga37s-1, 8895 nucleotides long. NCBI's taxonomy places the organism in Eukaryota, Viridiplantae, Streptophyta, Zygnematophyceae, Desmidiales, Closteriaceae. The record is from the annotation of a GenBank genome assembly.
AUGGCGGACCCGACGACGGUUCUAGAAGAGGAGUUCGACGAGAACUACGAGCCGACGCAGGAAGACAUUCUCGAGUACGCGCAAUGGCUGGGAAUGGAGCUGCCGGAGGAGGAGGAGCUGCUGUGGGUGGCGCGGCAGGGGCUCAAGGCGCCGCUGCCGCCCAACUGGAAGCCAUGUCGCACGGACGACGAUGAGAUCUACUAUUUCAACUUCCAGACGGGCGAGAGCGUGUGGGACCACCCCUGCGACGACCACUACAGAGCGCUUUACACGGAUGAGAAGAAGAAGCUCAAGGCGGCAAAGGCAGCAGCAGUACAAGCUGAAGGCGGAGCCCUGUACACGGAUGAGAAGAACAAGCUCAAGGCGGCAAAGGCAGCAGCAGUACAAGCUGAAGGCGGGUGGGGCAGUUAUGCAACCUUAUCCCCCUUACUUUCACCACUCCCCACUCCUCUUCUCCCCCUCAGAGCCCUGCAGGGCGGUGGCUUUCCCAGUGGGGCGGUUGUUCUCAAUCGCAUGCUCUUCUCCCAUCUCCCGAACCCUUCACACCCUCCCCAUUGCCCAUCCCUUCCCCCAUUGCCCAUCCCUUCCCCCAUGACGCUCCCAUCCUCAGCGGAGGCACAAGGUCCGGAGGCGCAAGGUCGGGUGCCACAGGGGCGAGGGCGCCUCUCCAUCACAGACAGCUCAGAGGAUGAUAGAGGCAUGGCGCGCGCUGCUGCUGCUUCCCAGCAGCAAAUGAGGCUCCAGCAGCAGCAGCAGCAGCAGCAACAACAGCAGCAGUUUCAGCAGCAGCAGCAAAGGCAGGCGAGACAGCAGCAGCAGCAGGGGGAGCAAGGGCAAGGGGGUAACCAGCAAAGCAGGAGGCCACCGGCCGGGUCGGGAGCAGGGACAGGGGCAGGUGGAGGUUCGGGGGCUGCUGGAGGAGGAGCAGGAGGUGGAGGCUCGGCUGCUGGAGGGCCGGCGGCAGGUUCGGUAGGAGGUUCGGGGCAGGAGGUAGAGCUCCUGCAUCAGGUCACGUGGUCUCCCGAACCUGGGCAGGGUCGGCGGUCUCCCAUGGCUAGCUCUCUGGCUCGGGCAGGGUCCAUGGGGGCUGCUAUCAAGGGAAAGCCCACAGUUUUGGAAGAAACGGAUGCAGAGGAGUGGGAAACGUCUGACGACGAAACGGGCACCAGACCACCCUCGUCCGCCACUGCUGUUGCAUCAGCAUCAGCACCAGGUGCAGCAGCAGCAUCUGGAAUCCCAGUCUCACAAUCCCCCGGUGGUGUGCCUAUUGCUGCUGGGGCAGGGGGACAGGGGACAGGCGCAGGAGCAGCGGGAGGAGGUGGAGGGGGAACAGGGGGAGGUGGGGGUGGGGGUAGAGGGGGCGGCAGAGGAGGGGCCGAGGGUUACCACCAGCAGCAGCAACAACAACAGCAGAAGCAUGGGAUGGUCCCUCGGAGGACCGGCGGAAUGCCGAACCAGAACCAGGAGGUUCGGCGGGGAGCGGGAGGAGCAGGGGGUGGUGGGGAGGGUGGGGGCAGGGGGGAAGCAGGCAGCAGCAGAAGACCGGGGAGUUCUGAUAGGGGGGGAGGGGAAGCGGGGGGAGGGGGAGCGGGAGCGGUGGGAGCAGGAGUGGGUGGUGUGGGGGCCGUGGUAAAGGGAGGAGCAGAGGGGAGGGAGGGCAGGGACGGGAGGGAGAGGAGGGAAGAGCGAGGAGAAGGAGUGACGGGGAGGCAGGAGGGGGAGGGGAAGGAGAGGCGGAGGUCUUUGGAGGGGCGGGGGAGUGGCACGGGGGAGAGGGCGGGGGAGAGAUCGGCAGAGAGGGGGGAUCCAAGGGAUGGGCGGGGGGGAGAGGGGGCGGGGAGAGGAGGGCCGAAAAGAACUAGCAGCACAGAUGCCCAGGGGGGAGUGGGUAACAGUCAGGGCAAUAGUCAGGGCAAUAGUCAGGGAAUGCAGGGUUAUUCAAGAGGAGGAGGUGGGGAGGCGAGUCAAGAUGCCCAGCAGAGAGGUGCCCGUGCCUCACAGUCCGCUGCCGGCAUAGCCAGACAGGGCUCCUGGGCCAAGCCAGCUGAGGACUCCAAGCAACAGCAAGGGAGGGCCGCUGCAGCAGCAGCUGCUGCUGCUGCUGCUGCUGCUGCUGCUGCUGCUGCUGCUGCUGGUGCGGGUGCUGGUAGUCCUGCUGCAGCUGGGGGGAAUGUGGCUGGGGCAGGUGUAUCUGGUGCAGGUGGUGCUGGUGGUGGGGCGCGUAAGGCGUCUGGGCUGGCUGAUGGGCGACUUGCAGGGGCGGCGCAAGGGGCCGUGCAGGCUGGUGGUUUGACUGCUGCUGCAGCAGCAGAGAGACAGAAGCGGGAAGGGGAGGAGGCGACGGGUAAAGGAGGGCCAGCUAAGGAGCGAGAGCCUCUUGGUCAGGAGCCCAAGGAUAAAGAUGCUGAUGCUGAGGACGACGAGGUGAUUCGCCUUCGCGAGGCAGCAGCAGCGGCGCAGAGGCGAAUAGCGCGUGAUUCGCUUAAGGGAGGCAGCAGCAGCGGCACAGAGGCGAAUAGCAUGGAUGAUGAGGUGACUCGCUUAAGGGAAGCAGCAGCAGCGGCGCAGAGGCGAAUAGUGCGGUACGAGGCGGAGUGUGACGGGCGGCUGGCAAAGCUCAAGGCGGAGAGGGAGGCGCUGGUGCGGCGCAGAGAGGCGGAGAUCACACGGCUGGCAGAGCAGCUGGGCACGGUGAGUGCUGCAACUGCCUCUUAUGCUUCAGGUCCUGAGGGGUAUAUUGAAGCUCAAGGCGGAGAGGGAGGCGCUGGUGCGGCGGCGAGAGGCGGAGAUCACCCGGCUGGCGGAGCAACUCGGCACGAGCUCAAGGCGGAGAGGGAGGCGCUGGUGAGGCGGCGAGAGGCGGAGAUCACACGGCUGGCGGAGCAACUCGGCACGCCCUUUGACGCCGGAGCACUCACCCAAGCCCGUAGUGUAGCAGUGGACGAGGGGAGAGCGCUUAGCACGAGGGAGAGAGACGCAGCCGUGGCAGCAGCCAAGGAGGAGGUGGAGCGGGAGAGGCAGCGAGGCAGCAAGAGAGCACCCUUUGACGCGGGGGCGCUGACACAAGCGCGCAGCGUAGCGGUGGACGAAGGGAGGGCGCUCAUCACACGGGAAUGUGACGCAGCGGUAGCAUCAGCCAAGGAGGAGCCUUUUGAUGCAGGGGCACUCACUCAAGCGCGCAGUGUAGCAGUGGACGAGGGGAGAGCGCUCAUCACGAGAGAACGUGAUGCAGCCGUAGCAUCAGCCAAGGAGGAGGUGGAGCGGGAGAGACAGCGGGCCAUGGCUGUGCUCCGAGAGGAAGCUUCCCUGAAGGUGGCGCUGGAGCGGCGGCACCUGCAGGUGGAUCCUCAGGUGGUGGCGCUGGUGAACCUGGAGGAGGUGGCCCGGCAGCAGGAGUUUCUGAACCGGUGGCGGGCGGCUCUGGAGCAGGAGAAUCCGCAAGUCCUAGCCAGAUGGAAGGCGGCAGCAACGGAGGAGGAGCAGCGAAUGCUCGAGCUGGCGCGGAGAGAAGCAGCAGCACGGGUGGAACGAGUGGUAGAGCAGGAGGAGCGGCGGGAGCGAGAAUCAGCCCUCAAGGGAAUCAGGGAGCGGGUUCGGGCGAAGCUAGGGGAAGAGGAGAGGCGGAUAGUCGCCCAGGAACGGGCAGAAAUGGCGUCCCGUGUUGCCGAAGCUGUUGCGGAGGAGCGGGAGCGGCUCGUGGAGGCUCGGCGGAAGGAGGUGUUGGAUCGGGCGGAGCGGGAGGCUGGGGAGGAGGCGGAGAGGAGGAGACAGGCUCGGCUGCUUGAGGCUUGGAGGAGGGUAGAGGCUGAGGUGGAGGGGGUGCAAGAGGAAGGGUGGGAGAGUGUGGUUGGGAGGGCGAGGGGUGUUGCGGAAGAGGCAGGGAUUGCAAUGGAUGGAGAGAAGUUGAAGAUUCUAGAGAUUGUGCGGUGGUCGCUGGAGGAGGAGAGGAAAGAGUUGAGUGAACAGAGGGUGGCUGAGGUGGUUGAAGCGUUAAAGGAGGAAGAGAGGGAGGUUGUAGCGCGGAUGAAGAAGGAGAAGGGGGUGAAUGGGGAGGUGGUGGGUGCUGAUGGUGCUGGUGGUGCUGUGACCGCUGCUUUGAAGGCUCGGGCCGAGGAGGAAGCUGCUGGGAAGCUGGAGAGGUUGAGGAAAGAGGCGGAGGAGAGAGUGAGAGAGCAGGCGAGAGGAGAGGAAGCUGCGUUGCUGGCUAGAAGGAGGGGGGAGAUGGAACAGAGGGCUGAAGCGUUGGGUAGAGGAGGGAAGGGCGCGGUGAUUCAGCUAGAGAAGGAUUUACUGGAAGGGGAGUUAGGAGAGAAGAUUGCCCUGAUGAGGAAAGAGGCGGAGGAGAGAGAGGUGCGGGAAAGGGAGAGGCUUAAAGCGAGUAUAGAGAAGCGGCUAGAGGAGGCAGUGGAAGGGGAGGAGAGGGCGAUGGAGGGGGUGGUGGAAGAGAGGAAGAAGGAGAUGAGAGAGAGGGCGAGGCGGGCUGUGCAGGAGGAAGAGAAGAAGCUUCUAGAAGAGAUGCGAGCGCAGGUUCGAAAGAAGGUGGAGGAUAGGUUCGGCGCCGAGGCUGAGAGCUGGGCAGGUUCGGUGAGGGAGGAGUUGAUGGAGCAGGCGAAGAGGGAGGUAGAGGAGGAGGUGGAGGAGUGGCGGAGGAGGGAGCUUGCUGGUGCUGGGGUGAAGGGGAGUGGGAGGAAGGGUAGGAAGAGAGGAGGGAAGAAGGAGAAGGAGGACGGGGGAGAGGAGGAGGAUGAGGAUGGGGAGGAGGAGGAAGAGGAGGAGUUGGAAGAAGAGAGGGAGGUGAGGAGGCAGGAAAUGAUGGAGGAAUUAGAAAAGGAGGUUGAGACGGAGAAGCAAAGGCGGUGGGAGGAAAUGGAGGAGGAUCUUAUCGGCCAAUGGGAGGCCAAGAAAGAGGAGCGGCUCGCUGAGCUGGCGCGGAAAGUGGACGCUGACGUGGCGGAGGGGUAUGAGAAGUUGAGAAGGGAGAAGGAGGAGGAGAUCGAGCGGAAGAUCUGGGAGCAGAAGGUUGCUGAGGUGGACGGGCAGAUUGGAAAAUUGCUCGAGGAGGAACGGGCAGUUCGGCUGCAAGCUGCCCGAAAAGUCAUGGAUGCUUCGUUGAGAAAGCAGAUUGCGAGUGAGAGAGAGGAGAGUUUGGGGCAGAUGAGGAAGGAAUGGGAUGAGAUGGAACCAGAGCAGCAAGAGGCAUGGGUGGUGCAGCAGCGGGAGGAGAAGGGGCGGAGGAUGGAAGAAGAGAUGAAGAGGCGGGUAGAGGAGGAAGUGAGGGGUUAUAGAGAGAGAAUGCUGGCGACAGUGGCUGCAGAGGAGAGGGAGGUGAGGUCGAGAGAGAGCAACAAGAGAGACUUGGUGAGGAUCGAGCGGGAGUAUAAGCGGCAGAGGCAAGAGAUGGAACUGAGAGCCUCGCAUGCUCUAGAGGCUUUCAGAACGGAUCUGAGCGUGAGGCUGGAGAGAGAGAAGCUGAGACUGAGACGGGAAGCGAAGCAUGCUUUAGAGAGGUAUGAGAUCGAGCUGGAUAUUAAGGUGGAGAAAAAGGUGGAGUCUAUGAGGGUAGACCUGCAGAUUAGGUUAGAGGCUAUGCGGAGGGAGAUGGAGGUGACUCUGAGGAAGAAGGUAGAGGAGGAGCGGGUGAGACGGCUGGAGAUUCUGAGCCGGGAGUUGAAGGCCGAAGAGAGGGAGAUGAGGCGAGGGUGGAGGGAGCUUAUGGCGCAGGAGGAGGCCAAGGUGAGAAGGCAGUACGAGCAGAGAAGGAAUUUGUUGAGUAAUGCGCUAGAGAGUGAGUCGAGUGGUGUGGAGGGGAGAGGGGGCGGUGUGGGGGGAGAGGAUGGGAAGCAGCGAGGGGGUAGGGGAGCGAACCGGAACCCGCACCAGCAGGUUGGGUUCGGCGGGUUAGGUUCGGGUGGGGUAAGGGGGAUGGGUGGGGGCGGAGGGGGGAUGUUUGGCGGGAUGGGGGGCGGGAUGGGGGGAAUGGGGGGGAUGGGCGGGAUGAGGUUGAUGGAUGGGAGUGGGGGGAGUGGAGGGGGAUUCCGGCUUUUAGAGGUGGCUAAUGAGAAGGUGGGUGGGGGCGGGGAGGGUAUGGAAGGGAGAGGAGGAGCGAGAGGGAGAGUGGGUGGCGGAGGAGGGAUGGGAGGGAUGGGAGGGGGCGUAGGGGGAAUGGGUGGGGGUAAGGUGGAAGAGCUAAGGAGUGGAGGGGAAUCAGAUGUGAGUUUGAGUCAUGGGUUGAGUGCUAGUAGGGAGUUUGAACCGGGGACAGGGGAGGACAGAGGGAGGAGAGGCAGAGGGAAGGGAGUGCGGCGGAGAGGGGAGCGUGGGGACGGGGAAGAGGGAGAGGAGGAGGAGGGAGAAGAGGAGGAGGAGGAAGAGGAGGAAGAGGAGGGAGAGGGGUUGGAUCUGGGGCAGGGGCGAGGGGGGCUAGGGGGGAUGGUGGAGGAGGGAGGGUCUAUGUCUGAAGAGUCAGAGCAGCUGGAGGGACAACACGACCGGCAGCAUCAGCAGCAGCAUCACCAAGAGAAAGCCAACACAGCAGGAGCGGCAGCAGCCGGCGGGGCAGCAGCAGGAGAGGCAGGGGCAGGGGCGGCGGCGGCGGCAGUGGGUGGUGAGGUGGCUGUGAGUGCAGCGAGUGGGCUUGGGAGUGCCGAGCCAGAUCGAUCUGAUGAGGCUGAUAGCAAGAAGGACGUGGACUCGCUCCCCCCUGAGGCCACAGGGGGAGGCGCUGCAGCAUGGGGUGCAGGGGGAGAGCGGGGGGAGAGGGGGGAGCGGGGAGAGGUAGGGGCGGAUGGGGCUGGCGGGUUAGAUGUGGGGGGAAGAGACGGAGGGGGAGGGGUGAAGGUGGGGGGUGAAGCAGCAGGGGGCGGCACAGCAGCGGGAGGGGCGGAGGGGCAGGGAACAGCAGCAGCAGUAGCCUUGGGGCCGCAUCCAUUGGGAUCUCCUGACGAUUCGGGAAGCAACUUCGGGGAAAGUUCAUCAGAGCUCCCGAGGUUGACGCUGGGGGGGGCGGGCGGGGAGGGGGAGGCAGCGGGGUUGGCGGGGGAUUGGAUGGGGAGGGGAUGGGCAAAGCCAGGGCAGAGGCGGUCGCGGAAUCGCAACAGCGGGAAGGCAGCACGCCAGCCGAAUGACGUUGCGGAUUACUAUUCGGAGUGGAGCGAAUCAGGCUCGGAUCUGGAGCUAGCGGAUAGGGAGUUCAGGGCAGGGGGCGGCAGGAAGGGCAUGGACAACGGGGACGAGCUCUUUGACGAGGAAGGCGUGCCCUUCAGAUUUCACGGUGCUACAAGAGAGAGCAGCAGCUUUAAGUGGAGACUCAUUCCCCCCCCUUUGUAUCACACAUCGCACUUGCUCCCCCCCCCCUCCCCCACCGGUGAGCGCGCGUCCAUGGUGGAGCAACCGAAGUCAUUUGCAGCGGAGCAGCAGAAGUAUCUCAAGGAGCGCCAGGCUGUCAUUGAAGCUGUUCCAUAUUGCCCUGCUUGUAUCCCCCUUGCAAGGCACGACUGGCUGAUUAUCCCCCUACUGCCUGCCCUGUUCUCGCCCUGUGGUGUGCCGUGCCCCACCAGUGAGCGGGCAUCCAUGGUGGAGCAAGCGAAGCUGUUUGCAGCGGAGCAGCAGAAAUACCUCAAGGAGCGCCAGGCUGUCAUUGAAGCCGCCCGGCAGGACUGGCAGAGACAGAUGGCUGCCGCCCAGGAGGUCUCAGAUGAGGACGACAGACGCCGCCGCAUCCAGCACCUGACGGAUCUUAAAGCCACGUUGGACCAGCAUGUUAGGGAGCUGAAUGACGACGCCAGGCAUGUCAGUCAACUGAAGAAGAAUCUGCUGAGUUUUUCCAGGAAUGGGGCGAAUAGUGGGGCAGGGAGUGGGCCUGGUGCGGGGAGUGGUGGCGGGAGCGGGGAUUUCGGGAGGGGAGGGAGGGGAGGGAGAGGGGAGGGAGGGAGGAGGGACGGGGGAGCGGGAGGGAGGGGAGGCGCGGGCGGGAGAGGGGAAGGGGGAGUGGGGAUUCCGCCAGGUGGCGGCGUGAGAUUGGAUCAGAAUGGGCCGCUGUUGAAUUUCCCGCCGGAUGCGAUUAUGUCCCGAGCCUCGUCGUUUGCUUCGGCGAGCAUGGGUCGGGAGAGCUUUGAUAUUGAUGAGAUGAUGGGAGGGCUAGGUUUGGAAGGGCCCUGGUCCAGACCAAGUCCCCGAAGCAGCCUCGGAGGUAUGGGAGACAUGAUGGGAGGUUCGGGUGGAGCAGGAGUGGGGGCAGGCGCGAGAGGGGCAGGGAUGGGGGGAGGAGCAGGGGGGGGGAGUGGAGGCAUGGGGAUGGGGAUGGGAAUGGGGAUGGGUGUGAGGGGCGGCAGUGGUGGUGCCAGCAGUAGUAUGGGGGGAAGGGGAUUCGGUGGGGGAAUGGGAGGGGGAAUGGGUGGGGGGGGGAUGGGUCGAGGAGGCGGGAUGGGGGGAGGUGGGAUGGGGGGGAUGGGAAUGGGGGGAGGCGGGAUGGGGGGAGGAGGGCUGGGGGGAGGAGGGCUGGGAGGCAGGGACUCGUGGUUUGACGAGGUGUAUGGGUCUAGCUCUGCUGUUACAUCGCCCACCCUCUCCCCGCCCGGCAUUGCCGGCAGAAAUAUCUUCCAGGGGGAGUUUGACCUGGGGGAGGGGAGUGGCGGAGGGGGGAGCGGCGGGGGGAGGAUGGGGGGAGGAGGAAUGGGAAUGGGGGGAGGCGGAGGGCUGGGAGGAGGGGGUGGGAGGAGAGGAACGGGGAUGGAGGAGGGAGGGGCGAGGAGGGGCGGGGGAGGGGGAGGGGGAGGGGGAGGGGGAGGGGGAGGGGGAGGGGGAGGGGGAGGGGGAAUGGAGGUGGAGGGCGGAGGAGCGGAGUUCAAGUUUGGGAAUCUGCUGCCUGGCGUUCAAGCACAACCCGAUCCGCUGUGA